Messenger RNA from Strigops habroptila (Kakapo), 7149 nucleotides. It is a transcript of the gene PAQR8, whose product is annotated as progestin and adipoQ receptor family member 8. The transcript has 2 exons. Gene Ontology annotation, cellular component: plasma membrane. Lineage: Eukaryota; Metazoa; Chordata; Aves; Psittaciformes; Psittacidae. Bases 213 to 1271 code for a protein of 352 amino acids. Gene Ontology annotation, biological process: response to steroid hormone. The record is from RefSeq and is a predicted model, not a curated record. Gene Ontology annotation, molecular function: steroid binding; nuclear steroid receptor activity.
AGUUGUUGUCGGCGGCGGGAGAGCGCGGCGGUGAGUGCGUGAGUGAGUGUGCGAGUGCGGGCACAGCCGCCGCCCCCCCCCCCGCCGGCAGCUCCUCUCCCCGGGGACACCCCGCCGAGCGCCCCUGCGGGACCCGGCGCGGCUCUUUCGAUCCCCCGGGCACGAAGACAACGUUCCCCAGAUCCGGGCUCAAAGCCGCAGCACGCCGCGAGAUGACAGCCAUCCUGGAGCGGAUCAGCACGCUGUCCCUCAGCGGGCAGCACCUCAGCCGUCUCCCCAGGCUGCUGGAGGAUGGCUUCCCCAAGAUGCCUUGCACAGUCAAAGAGUGCGAGGUGCCGCAGCUCUUUCGUGAGCCGUACAUCCACACCGGGUACCGUCCCACCGGCCAGGACUGGCGGUACUACUUCCUUAGCCUCUUCCAGAAGCACAACGAGGUGGUCAACGUGUGGACUCACCUCCUGGCAGCGCUGGCUGUGCUGCUGAGAUUCAAGACGUUUGUGGAGGCUGAGCAGUUGCCCGUGGAUGCGUGGUCCUUGCCUUUGCUCAUCUUUGUCCUCUCCUCUGUCACUUACCUGACCUGCAGCCUCUUGGCCCACCUACUGCAGUCCAAAUCGGAGCUGUACCACUACACCUUCUACUUCAUGGACUAUGUUGGAGUCAGCAUCUACCAGUAUGGUAGUGCCUUGGCUCAUUUCUACUACAGCUCUGACCAAGCCUGGUAUGACAAGUUCUGGCUUUUCUUCCUGCCAGCAGCUGCUUUCUGUGGCUGGCUGUCUUGUGCCGGCUGCUGCUAUGCGAAGUACCGGUACCGACGGCCUUACCCCAUCAUGAGGAAGAUGUGCCAGGUGAUCCCAGCCGGGCUGGCGUUCAUCUUGGAUAUCAGUCCUGUUGCUCACCGGGUGGUUGUAUGUCACCUGCGGGGCUGUGAGGAAGAUGCUGCUUGGUACCACACGUACCAGAUACUGUUUUUCCUUAUCAGUGCUUAUUUCUUCUCCUGCCCGGUCCCUGAGAAGUACUUCCCUGGCUCCUGCGAUAUCGUUGGCCAUGCUCACCAGAUCUUCCACACCUUCCUGGCAGUCUGCACCCUAUCACAGCUUGAGGCCAUUCUUUUGGAUUACAAGAACAGGCAGGAGAUUUUCCUGAAGAGACACGGGCCUUUCUCUGUUUAUCUCUCCUGCAUUUCUUUUUUUGGCCUGGUGGCUUGUAGUGCCAUCACAGCUUACAUCCUGCGAUGCAGGAUCAAGGCCAUCCUGGCUAAAAAGGACUCCUGAGAGUCAUGAACAUGAUGGGCAUGACAUCACCAGGGGGGUGAAAAUCAAGGGGCAUAACAUAUUAGGGACAUAACUGUCUUAUUUGCCUAACACACUGUGACUAACCAGGACCUUGGACUUGGGUGGAGGGCUGGAGACUUCAUGCUAUAUGCGUUUUCACAGCAGGGACUGCCUUUUGCCAUUCAGGGGGACAUGGAUGGGUUUUAAGCCAGAACACUUAACCAAGGAUGCUGAAAUAGGCAGAGGUUUCUUGUUCGUUCUGGUAAACCUGUGGGUGAUAUGUUGCUGAGUACCAGGGAGGGUAGCCUGAAGGCUGUGAGACUGUAGAAGGGUCUGCCAGGGCUCACAACACAGCAGAGAAUGCACCAUGAGGACCACAGCUGGAUGUGAUGACCUCUCUGGGUUUUGCCAUCUCUGCUAUCUGUUGGGGACCUGUUACUAUCAAGGGCAGUAGCAAGGUUUCAGAAGGAGUCUACAUUUCUAGGGUUUGGUUGCAAGGGCAUGUGUGGCACAGUGGCUGGUAUAAUCCUUUUCCUGCUCCACCUGGGCUAAGCCAGGUUCUCUCUACGGUCCCCUUGUCAAGUAUCUCAACACCAGGUUGCUGAGGUGGCUUGGGCAAAGCAUGUUUGGAGACUUAGGCCUGACCUGGAGUCCUCUAGAAUGAACUGGAACUCGAGCACUAUGUCUGCCAGUGACUGGUGUAGAUGUUAGGUCAGCUCCAUCUUUUCUUUCUGUACGACUGCACCAUCUUCGGCAGAGCUGCUAAUCCAAACCAAGGAGUCAGGCAAUCCCAAGGAUCACUAACAGGAGAUGGGGUCUUUCUCAGCAGUUUGAAUUUGACCUAAGGUGGUGCCAAUGCUGAUGACUGUUUGGUAGCCUACAAGACAGGUCUUCAAAGGCUCCUCACUUCCAUUUUAAAUGCUUAGGUGCCUUGGAGGAGCUGGUCCUGGGUUGGGUUGGAGAUGGUUUUGAGCCUUCCUCAGUAGCAGUGGCAGAGGUUGAGCCAUCAAUGUUCAGGGGCCCCAGGAGAGGACUUGCUUUUGAUGCUGGGUACACCAUUUUGGCUGCUUGUGUGACAGGUUCAUGCAUUCCUGCAUAGCCUGUAUCAUCUGUCUAGGGAGUGUGACUGAGUUCCAUGUCCAUGCACUGUAGAGUAACUUGGGUGUGAGGUGUCCAUUACAGGAAAGGAUCUGGCCCCUGGGCCUCCAACAGCCCUACUGCGGUCAUGGCCAAAAGGGUAUGAAAGUGAAGUAGUCUUUAUUCCCCUCCUAAUGGUGCUUUCAGGACACCAAGCAGUCCUUGGUGCACCUUGUGGAAAAACUGACAUUGAAGCUGCAGGGUUGCUUUUCUCUGACCAAUGGGGUUGUGAAUCUGGCACGUUUUUAUCAGCACUAGGUGAAGAUAGAACAGCCAAAGGCAGGAAAGGGUAUCAACAUUAGGGUUCUAUAGAACUUUGGGAGGGGUUUGUCCUUGAGACUUAGUGAUUCCUGCGUGGAGUAGCAAAGAUAGUAGUCAGGGACACUUAAUUUCCAUGGGUCACUCCUGUCCAAGGUGCAGCAUGGGUUAAUUUACUGUGUCCUCCACUAGAGGAGUCCCUUCUAUGCUUGUCUGGGGAGAAUAUCAGAUAUGGAGCCACACUGUUGCACUGAAGUUGGUAGCACUUGCAGGACAGGGUGCUUAGAGCCAAUGCAGAGAUACGGUCCCCUGCAGCCCAGACACCUGCUGUUGACCCACUGCUUGCUUUCUGUAGUAGGCCCUGGCAUGGCUCCUCACACUAUGCAAGAGCUGCAGGCUCAAAUGCCUUGACAUCUGGCAAAUUCCCAACAGGUACAAAUCUUUCCUACAUCUAAGGAAUCUAUGGGAUCUAUUCCAGCCACAUAUUUGUCUCACUGAAUCCCAAGGGCAGGCAAAUGAAUUGUGAUUGCUGGUUCUGAGCAGGCAGUGUAGGGUUGGGGAUACGAUUUGUUGUGACGAGCACUGAUUUCUGCACUUGAUCUGGUUUUUUCAACUAUUGAGAUGUGUGUGUGUGUGUGUGUGUGCGCAUGAUUUAUUACCCAGAAAGGCUUUGCCUUUGGCUUUUAUACCUGCAAAGCCUCCUAGCUGGGUCAAGAUUAGCCUGAAGGAAACAGUGCUAUGCUGCUGGAGGAACAAGGUGGGCCAGACAACAGCGUCUCUGGAAACAGCUUUCUUAAUAGGUGCUUUGCUGUGUCUUGUGUUUUGUGAACAAAUUUGAAAUUCAUGGCCCUGUUGACAAAUAAAUUACAAAGGGGAAGGGAAGUAAGUUUUGAGUGCAGGAGAAGAAAUCAUAGGAAAGCCUUGAGGAGGUCAUCUAGUCCACCCUUUCCCAUCGCUCUAGGCCUCUGGGUUUACAUCCAAUCCAGAUUAGAAAUUAAUGACUUCAUUUCCUUUGUUGUAUUUUGCUAACAACAAAUUUGCCUCAGGGGAGUGGCAAGUGGGGAUGGUCCCCACUUACACCUCACCAUAGCCCUUCCCAUGCACAGCAGCUCAUCUCAACACAAAGCAAGCUGAUGCCGGGAAAUGGACCAGUGGAAAACCAAUCCUACCGAAAAAAUGCCAGUAAUUUUGUGCUGGUUUUAACUUUCAGCCAGCAAACUUGGACGACACUGCUGCCUACAGGGAAGGGCCGGAGUGGAGGCCAGCAGCAGCUCCUCCUUGCACAGCAGCUGCUUGCUCAACUAGCUUAGCUGCACUGGUGGACUGCUCCCUCCAUGGUCUCCAUGGCUUUGGUUGUGGGUCUCCUCCCAGUUUGGGGAAAGGCUUGAGUGGGAGCAGUGCUUUUUCUCACAGCCUGAUUUGCAUUGCUUUUAUGGUCGGUAAAGCAGAAUAAGCCACUGAGUGUGGACCUGGCUGGAUGGUAUCUAUGGGCUCCUGUGCAGGAAGGGUAGUAAACCACAGGGGUUCAGAGUUCCUUUCUGGGCUAAAACUGAGAGGAAUUGCUGCUAAUAGCAAACCUGCUCUGCUGCUACCUAGAGUUAUACAGGGGAUAAAGAAAAGGGAUCACGCAGGCAUUUCGUUCUCUGAGGGUUUGAAAAUAGGUGGUAUGUCCUAGUCUUGUGAAAGCAGGGUGAAAACAGUAAUGCUGCCUAGUUCAGGGUCACGGAGAGGAGGUGCCCACAUGGCUCUUCUGAGGUGUUUCUGGUCAUAUGCCUUCUCCUCCCUGGUCCAGCAGAAGUGAAACUUCUUCUGGAGCAACUGUGUGACAGUGGUGGUGUUUUUACAUAUUCUCAUGUUACCCCUCAGGUGAAGCCACUCAUGUCCCUGUGUGGCCCUGCGCUCAGACCUGGAGCUGACCUCCUGGUUACUAUGAUGGGUUGAUUGAGCAGGGAAACGCCAUACAGAUGAUUGCUGCUGUGAGGAUGCACCCUUGUGUCACAAGGGGCUCACCAACACUGGAGCUUCCUUCAUCCCUGUCUCCAUCCUCCUCCUCUUCCUCUGACCACCUUAUUUCUUUCCCAAAUCCCUGGACUUCAUCUUUGUGCCUAAGGCACCGGGCUGCCUACCUGAGCAGACUCCACAUGCCAUGCAGUCUGCUGCACCUCAACUGGGCCAGGACUGAAAAGUGGCUGCUGAUGCCCUCCUGAAAACCCUGCCAUUGAUCUAGGGGAUACCAGGGCUGGGUCGGGAAAGAGUAGAAGUGCUGCUGUGAUACAUGCUCAGCGCAGCUUCUUGGGGCCUUCUCCUGGAGCUCACUGCUUGGAGCACGCCUCCUUCCAUCCUGGCAUUCCUCUAAGGAGGCAUGGCUGGGAGGCGUGUACCAGUGGCGGGGUUUGGUGACGAGCUGACCACCAAAAGUUGAACACAUCAAGAUCCUGAAGGGACCGAGGUCCUAAUCGUCUCCCCAAGAAACCUCUGGUCCUGAGACAGUAUUUUUGCAGACCGUGCAACCUGGAUCUGUAGAGGACAACUCCUGAAAAUUCGUCCCAAUGUGCCUUAAGCUAUUCCUUUUUGGGAUUCAUCCUGAAGGAACCUGAGGUGCAGAGGCAGCCUCUUUGCUGUCUGCUAGUCUGUGGUUGCUCUUAGCAGCCAAUAUCCACUGGCAGGAUUUGCUUGGUGCCCUCCAGAGCAGAAGGGGAGGAUGGAGAGACGUGCCUUAACCUUGUAUUUAUGCCUAACAGUUUGUGUAAGAAGGCAAGGACAGGUUCCUCAUGUGCCUUGCAAUUUACAUCUUUUACUGACAUUAUUUUUAAACACUGUUACUAAAGAGAAGUACAAAAGAGUUUGUAUUUUUUCCCUGGGAAACAGGGAAGGGUACGAGUGUUAUGUAUUAACCAUCCCCUUCCUAACUCCCAUCUGCUGACUUUGUACUGUGUAAAACACUGACAAUAUUUUAAGCUUUGUACUGUACUGAUCGUUAUUUAAAAAUCUUAGUGGGGAAAAAAAAAAAGAACCAUCUGUAAAAGCAAAACGAUUGGUGUGGUGUGAAAUUCCCAAACGCACAACUACAAAAGGUCAUGAGUCAUUAGGAAGAAAAGUGGAUAGUAAUUAGAGAGUGGAUAUAUUAGAGUGGAUAAUAAUUAAUAAUGAACAAUAGGGUGUGGUUUUAUCUGUGCAUCUCAAAGCACUUUCCAGGUUUCAUAGUAACUAUGUGAUCUCAUUCUCUUUUCACAAGGGAGGUACAGAAUGGCUGCCCUGGCCCUGAUUUGAGGGAUUUAAGUUCAUCAUCCACAAAAGUACGUGGUUUUCCUUAUUUUCUGUCAGAUGUGAGUAGCUAGUGAUUUGGUGGCCUGGCAGCUUUAGUGGCCAAGCUGUGAAUUCACGUUCAAGCAAAACAUUUCAGCGCAUGCUUAAAAUUAAGCCAAAGAGACAACCACUGAUGGACAGAAGGAUAUCAACCAGUUAGACGUCAGCCUACGUGAAAUAAGGCUAGAGCUUCUGUUCUUGCUGGUAGCUGUGCAGAAUCACAGCAUGGUUGAGUUUGGAAGAGAUCUCUGGAGGUCAUCUGGUCCAUCCCCCCCUGCUCAAGCAAUGACACCCAGAGCCGGUUGCCCAGAUGGCUGUUGAAGAUCCCCAAGGAUGGAGAAUCCAUCACCUCUUUGGGCAACUUGUGCCAAAUGCUUGGUCACCCUCACAAUAAAAAAGUGUUUCCUGAUGUUCAGAGGAACUUCCUGUGUUUCAGUGUGUGCCCAUGGCCUCUGGUCCUGGCACUGGGCACCACUGAAAAGAGCCUGGCUCCCUUAUCUUUGCACUGUCCCUUCAGGUAUUUAGGUACAUUGGUAAGAUUUCCUCCAAGCCUUCACAGAAUCAUAGAAUAGUCUGGGUUGAAAAGGACCUUAAAGAUCAUCCACCGGAGUGGAGUAGAGGGGUAGAAUCUCCUCCGUCGACCUGCUGGUCACGCUGCUGGUGAUGCAGCCCAGGACACGGUUGGUUUCUGGACUCAGGUGCACACUGAUGGUUCAUGUUGAGUUUCUCAUCAACCAAAAGCCCAAGCCCUUCUCCUCAGGGCUGCUCUCAAUCCAUUCUCUGCCCAGCCUGUGUUUGUGCUUGGGAUUGCCCCUGACCCAGGUGCAGGACCUUGCACUUGGCCUUGUUGAACUUCAUGAGGUUCGCACAGACCCACCUCUCAAGCCCUGUUUUGUUGACUUUGUGAUCCCUUUCUGUCACAUCACGCUGGGUCCUCUGCUCAUCAGCCUUGUCCAUCACUCCAUGACAGGGCUGCCGGUAACGCUCUCUCCCCUGUCAUCACUAAUUUAAACCCUCUUUACCAGGAGGAUCAUGUGUGACCAGGUACAUACCACUCCCUCCAGGAUAUACCCUCGGUGUGAAUUUCAGUGCUCUAAAAAAACCCACUUUUUUAACUUCUAUUACCACCACACUGAUAUUUUUCAUUAUUACAUCUUAAUAAAACAUCCAGACCAAG